AUGAAUGACAAUAAAUUUGUAUCUCAAAUCAAAUAUGCAAAGAACAUAGUGGAUAAGUUUGGGCUUGACAAUGCUAGUCACAAGAGAACUUCUAUUGCAACUCACUUACAGUUGUCUAAAGGUGAAAAUGGAGAGGAUGUAGAUCAAAGUCUUUAUAGAAGUAUGAUAGGAAAUUUUUUAUAUCUCACAGCUAGCAGACUUGAUAUCACAUUUGUUUUCCGAGUAUGUGCUAGAUUUCAAGAAAAACCCAAGGCUAGUCAUCUCACCCAAGGGAAGAGAUUUUCCAAGUAUAUUAGUGGAACUUAUGAUUAUGGCAUAUUGUAUUCUCAUAAUAUAAGUAUUAUAUUAGUAGGGUAUUGUGAUGUUGAUUGGGAUGGAAGUGUUGUAACAAAAAAAGUACUUCAGUGUGGAUGUUUGUUUGUUGGCAACAAUAUGAUCUCUUGGUUAAGUAAAAAGCAAAAUUGUGUGUCUUUAUCCACUACUAAAGCUGAAUAUAUUGUUGUUCGAAGAAACUUCACUCAAUUGUUAUGGAUGACACAUAUGCUAAAGCAGUAUAAUGUUGAACAAGAUUUCAUGACAUUGUUCUAUGACAUCAUGAGUGCUAUAAUUUUUCAAAUAAUGUUGUUCAACACAGUAUAA
Messenger RNA from Vicia villosa (hairy vetch), 639 nucleotides. Its product is annotated as secreted RxLR effector protein 161-like. The record is from RefSeq and is a predicted model, not a curated record. NCBI's taxonomy places the organism in Eukaryota, Viridiplantae, Streptophyta, Magnoliopsida, Fabales, Fabaceae. Bases 1 to 639 code for a protein of 212 amino acids. The transcript has a single exon.